UGCAUGACACCAUGAGACUGCUGGCUCUGCUGCUGGUGAUCGGAGCUGCUGCGGCAGUUCCCCGUGAAGAUGGCAGGAUCAUUGGUGGGUAUGAGUGUGAGCCGAACUCUCGUCCAUACAUGGCCUCCCUCAACUAUGGCUACCACUUCUGUGGUGGGGUGCUCAUCAACAGGCAGUGGGUGCUCUCCGUAGCCCACUGUUGGUACAAUCCCACUGCCAUGCAGAUCAUGCUGGGAGAACAUGAUUUGCGAGUGUUUGAAGGUACAGAGAAGCUCAUGAAGACCAACACCAUCAUCUGGCACCCCAGUUAUGACUACCAGACGCUGGAUUUCGACAUCAUGCUGAUUAAGCUCUUCCACCCGGUGGAGGAGACAGCAGCAGUCGCGCCCAUCUCGUUGCCCACAUGGUGCCCGAUAGGGGGGCUCCCCUGCUCUGUGUCUGGCUGGGGUAACUCCGCCCCCGACGGCGAGCCGGUGAACUUGCCGACCCGUCUGCAGUGUUUGGACGUGCCCAUCCUGGAUGAGCAGGACUGUCAUAACGCCUAUCCCGGCAUGAUCACACGCAGGAUGAUGUGUGCUGGGUACUUGGACGGAGGCAGAGAUGCCUGCAAUGGUGACUCCGGAAGCCCUCUGGUGUGUGAAGGAGAGGUCCACGGCCUGGUGUCAUGGGGUCGGGGGUGUGCUCAGCCCAACUACCCCGGGGUCUACGUCAAACUGUGUGAGUUCCUCUACUGGAUUGAGGACGUCAUGGCAGCAAACCCCUGAAGAAGUCACCCAUUUUUCACUUUAUUCUCCUCAUGUCUCCCACUGGUUCUCCUCAUUCUUAUUUUCUUUUGAAGCCCUGACUUUAAUUUCUGUGUUUCACUGGUGCCUUGUCUCCUUUUAAAAUUUCUCCCCCAUAUAUCCAACACACGUGCCAAAAUAAAAACACUCAAAUAUA
Molecule: messenger RNA, 939 nt
Organism: Epinephelus fuscoguttatus (brown-marbled grouper)
Lineage: Eukaryota; Metazoa; Chordata; Actinopteri; Perciformes; Serranidae
Product: trypsin-like
Exons: 6
Coding region: 12-764 (250 amino acids)
Biological process (GO): proteolysis
Molecular function (GO): serine-type endopeptidase activity
Source: RefSeq, a predicted model, not a curated record